Messenger RNA from Sclerotinia sclerotiorum 1980 UF-70, 1722 nucleotides. RefSeq lists its product as hypothetical. Bases 1 to 1722 code for a protein of 573 amino acids. Gene Ontology annotation, biological process: actin filament organization; endocytosis. Gene Ontology annotation, molecular function: phospholipid binding; clathrin binding. Gene Ontology annotation, cellular component: plasma membrane; clathrin vesicle coat; endosome. The record is from RefSeq and is a predicted model, not a curated record. The transcript has 4 exons. NCBI's taxonomy places the organism in Eukaryota, Fungi, Ascomycota, Leotiomycetes, Helotiales, Sclerotiniaceae.
AUGUCGAAAGUCGUACGAAGCGUCAAGAACAUUACGAAAGGAUACAACAAUGUGCAAAUUAAAGUCCGGAAUGCUACAAGCAAUGAUCCAUGGGGUCCCGUUGGAUCAGAUAUGGCUGAAAUUGCCCAACUGACCUUUAAUUCGGCGGAAACUUUUUAUCAGAUCAUGGACAUGCUCGACAAACGUUUGAAUGACAAGGGCAAAAAUUGGAGACAUGUUUUGAAGGCUUUGAAAGUGUUAGAUUACUGUCUACACGAAGGUUCCGAGUUGGUGGUGACAUGGGCACGGAAGAAUCUUUAUAUCAUCAAGACUUUGAGAGAAUUCCAGUAUAUCGAUGAGGAUGGAAGAGAUGUUGGUCAAAAUGUCCGAGUUUCCGCCAAAGAACUAACAUCUUUAAUUUUGGAUGAGGAUAGACUUCGAGCUGAGCGAGCUGACCGCAAAAACUGGAAGUCUAGAGUUACUGGCCUGGAUGAAUUUUCCGAACCUUCAGAUGCACAGCCACGCCGACAACGUCCACACCGAGCGCAGCGCGCCGAUGAAGAGGACGCGGAAUAUCGAUUGGCUAUCGAGGCCAGUAAAUACCAGGAAGAAGAAGAUCGCAAGAAACGUGAGAGCAGGCAAGGGCGUGGCGAGCCAGACGACGAGGAUCUUGCUAAAGCUCUUAAGCUUAGCCAAGAGGAAGAAGAGUUACGCAGACGUGAAUUAGAGGAGCAAAAUGCGCAUUCGCUCUUUGAUGAUGAUCCUAUUCAGGUAGCACAACCCACCGGUUUUAACGGAGGAUACCAGCAACAAGGAGCCGUCGAUUGGUCGGGAAAUCCGAUUGACAUACAGCCUACCGGAUAUUUGAACCCUUACACGAAUUACCAGAAUGCGCAACCUACCGGCUACCAAAAUACAGGUUAUCAAAAUGGCUUCGCCGCCCAACCGACAGGUUUUGAUCCUUAUGCAUCACAGCAACAGCAAUCAUUUCAACCACAAUCUACUGGAUUCAACCCCUAUGGCCAAUUUCAACAACAGCAGCCCCAGCCCCAGCAGCAGCAUCUAGAACAUAUCGCUCCCGCCGGAACAAAUAACCCUUGGGCGACAAACCAGAGCCAGCCACUCCAAUCUUUACAACCGAUGCCAACUGGAUCCAACAAUCCUUUUGCACAAUCUUUUACCCGCCCGCACACCAGCUCGGCUGCAUCCAAACCCACCCUUGCUACACUCCAAGAACAGAAGACCUUGGGCCAGUUCAGCAACACGCCAUCUUUCAACAACACACCAUCUUUCAAUCCAAGCCCUUCAUUCUCACCGCAACCACCCCAAAAAGAACUAUCGGAACAUGAAGCCAGGCUCAAUGCGCUUCUGGCAAGUGGGGAUGGAAUGGACACUUUUGGAAAUACCGGAAACCUUAGAAUCCCAGCGCAACAUACUGCACCAGGAACUUUUGUUAAUAGUGCAGGCGCUGGCUUAGGACGUAUCCACGAACAACAAACCGGUAACAAUCCAUUCCUCCAGACACAAUACACGGGCAUGCCACAAACGACGUACCAGAGUAACCCUCAAAAUAAUGCUGCUGGUGCGUUCGGCAACAGUCCAUUUGGUCGCCAAGUCCCGGCCGCCACUGGACCGGCCGGUAUGAAUGGUGGCAUGAACGGUUUUGGUCAAUCGAGCAACCCCUUUGGUCUAAGACCACAACAGGGACAAAAUGGCCAGGGCGGGGAUUUGAUUCAAUUCUAG